Messenger RNA from Sesamum indicum (sesame), 2550 nucleotides. RefSeq names its product transcription factor bHLH36. The record is from RefSeq and is a predicted model, not a curated record. Gene Ontology annotation, cellular component: RNA polymerase II transcription regulator complex. NCBI's taxonomy places the organism in Eukaryota, Viridiplantae, Streptophyta, Magnoliopsida, Lamiales, Pedaliaceae. Gene Ontology annotation, biological process: regulation of transcription by RNA polymerase II. Gene Ontology annotation, molecular function: DNA-binding transcription factor activity, RNA polymerase II-specific; RNA polymerase II transcription regulatory region sequence-specific DNA binding; protein dimerization activity.
GGGUGCGGCUCCAUUUCCACAUAAGCUGCGCACAUCAGCUUAACUCUUAGUAGAUUUUCAAAAGAUUUUGGUGGUGGGGUUUCCUUAAAUUCUUGUAUAGCUUGAAAAUCACACACAAACACCCACUUCUGAGUGUGUGUGUGUGUGUGUGUAUAGAUAUAGAUUCUAAUAUCGGGUUCCAACAAAGGAAGCUUCUUGUCUUGGUGGUGAACUCCAAUAUUACUUAAAGAUGUUUCCUUUACAAAGUAACUUGAUAGUGUUUGAGGAUGUCCCUUUAUUUCUUGAUCAAGAUAAAAUCCUGGAAGAUCUGCUUGCAGAUUGUGCUGUUCUUGAGGGCAAUGAAAAUACUGCUGAUCAGGGUGUGAAAAAGAGGCAAAGAAAAGCAUCGUCUGCAGCUGGAAUUCAAGAGAACAAGGAUGAGAGUAGCAACGAGACCAAGAAAAUUAUGCAUAGAGAUGUAGAAAGGCAGAGAAGGCAAGAAAUGUCGGGUCUGUACGCGUCGAUUCGAUCCCUUCUUCCUCUUGAAUAUGUCAAGGGAAAGCGCGCUAUCUCCGAUCACUUGGACCAGGCGGUGAAUUACAUAAAACAUAUGCAAAAGAAACUCGAAGAAAUGAAGAUGAGGAGAGACAAGUUGAAGAACCUGUCUAAUUCAUCAGCCCCUAAUGUUGAUGCUGAGGAUCGGGGCUCAAGUACAACUACUUCGUCAAAUUGUCUGAAGGUGAAACUUUGCUGGGACGGAGUGGAGAUCUUAAUCUGCAGUAGCCUGGAUGAGGGAGAUUUCCCCCUUUCAAAAGUUCUUGCAGAUUUACUCGGAAGAGGGCUCGAUGUAAUUAGCUGUAUUUCUACCCGAGUCGAUGGACAGUCCCUCCACAAAAUUCAACUUCAGGUGAAUGAUCCGACAAGCAUUGAUCUGUCCAAGCUUCAAGACAGACUGUCUGAUGUGAUCGAGCAAGCUCAAUCAGCAAGAGGAAGAUCAAGAUACCAGGAAAGCUCGAACUGAUCUCGAAUUUCUAGAUAUCUAAAAUUGUUCCUUUUUAGUUUCAUGCAUCUUUAACCCGUUGAUCUGGAAAUUGAAGUGCAAUCACUUGAAUUUUAACAUUUCAUCUUUCCUGGUUUCAUUCUUUCCUUUUUUCCCUCCACAUCUCUCUUGUCAUUGUCCGAAUGGUUUAAAAAUUUAACCUUGUUGGUCUCGACUCUCGAAAGAUUAGAUGUUUACUGUUGUUCAAAUCUUGUAAUGGAGAUGCCAUUUUCAUGCAGUUCAGAUUUUGUAUAUGAAGUUUCACUGUAAGUGAGUUUUAAGUCAUGAUGAGACUAUUGCAAUCUCACCUCAUGGUACUGAUCACUGUUCUCAAAACCUUGAUGCUUCUGUCUGAGUAUGAUUACAUGGCGAGUGAAGUCUGGUCUCAGUUAUCCACAAUACAUCACUGAGACGGACAAUACGUGUAAAAAUAAAACACGGUAACAAAAUUCCUGUCUCUUGCAUCAUAACUUAUCUUGAAUUGUUCAGACGAUGCUGCCUCAUCUCAGUGUGAAAAGUUGGCAACUUCUUUGUUCAGUGCUAUUUGACAUUGCUCCCCCCAGCUCUUCUUUCUUAGUCAUCCAUGAAUUAUAUAUAGGUCUAACAUUGUUUGAGGUGUAGAUGAUCUUUGUUCUUGCUGUUCCGGGUAAUGCUAAAGCUGCAAGCUUUCUGUAGUGUGAAAUAAACUUGCAGAGGAGAUUACUAGUCCUGUACAAGAGUGGCUUAGAUGCAUUUUUGGUCUCGCAAUUUAGAUCAUUUGGCGUUUUCAUUUUUUAAUUUCUAGGUUAGCAUUUUGAUCUACAUCUUUUUAAUUUUCGUAAUUUUGGUCGUUUUUUCGAGUUCACCCUUCUGGUCAGAAAAAUACAUGUGUCUCUCACAUUAUAUUUCGAAUUGGGGCUUUUGUUCGUAUUGGCCAAUUUUUGUCUUUUAAUUUUCUAAAGUAUCAUUUUGAUUUUGCAUUUUUUAAGUUUUUACGAUUUCAGUCAUUUUUUCAUCGGAGUUCAUCCUUUUUGCCGGUGAAAGUAAAUUCCAGAGAAUAAAAAAACUGAAAUCACAAAAAUUAAAUAGAUGCAGGAUGAAAUGCCAAACAAGCUAAGUUAGGGGGACAAAAAAAUACAUUAAUUCUGUCCACAAGAGUUAUUCAAUUCCGCACUCACUUGAAGUUUAUUAGCAAGUAUUCUUUAUUUUCAUUUGUGAAUUCUGUUGAAAUCUAUUGCUGAUGAUAGAUACAUUGGGAAGAAAUGCAUAGGAAGUGAAGAAAGAAUUACAUAUAAUUAUUGUAAUGUGUUUUGGCGAUUGAAUGGCUGAAGAUGAUUUUGGAGGUUGGAAAGCAAGAAGAAUGAAAAAGAUGAAGAGUCUGCGUAUGAAAAUUUCCAAUAAUUUUGACAGCGAGUCUAACUUAUUUUGGAUACACGGAGAGUCUAUUGUCGUAUAUAGCUUUAUCGCAUAUUUAGUCCUGUAUUUAUAGUUAUUUGGUCUUUUAGUCUUUGAAAUUGUUAGGGUUGGUUUUUUCUUUUUCUACAUUUGCCUCG